AUGGAAGAAAAGCUACUUAACUUUUCGGAAUUCACCCCUACAUCGGAAAUACGCGACGAAAUCAUCGACAAGGGACAAGAGCCCCCAACUAUGCCAGAAUUUAUCCUUUCAUCCGAAAUAGACCGCUACCUCCUUCCUAAGCAGGAAGAGCCUCCUGGUUUCCUGGAAACUAUAUCUUCAUCUGAAAUAGGCCUCGAAGUCUCUCAGAAGACCUACAUAUGCAUUGACCGCCGAGAGAUCUUCUGCCAUGCUCCGCACUGGGAUACCAAAGAUCUGGCUGGCGCUGAAGAUCAUACAAAAUGGCCACUUCUUACUCGAGCCUGGGUCUUUCAAGAACGCCUACUAUCUCCUAGGAUACUUCAUUUUAUGAAUAACCGGCUUAACACCAACGCAGCUUCGAAGUCUCUGCUGGAUUAUGGCGCAGUAAUUUGGUGGAAGGGUUUUCAUGGACACAUGAAGGAAAACGCAGGCCAUUAA
Messenger RNA from Ilyonectria robusta, 477 nucleotides. RefSeq lists its product as uncharacterized. Lineage: Eukaryota; Fungi; Ascomycota; Sordariomycetes; Hypocreales; Nectriaceae. The coding region runs from base 1 to 477 and encodes 158 amino acids. The record is from RefSeq and is a predicted model, not a curated record. The transcript has 2 exons.